CACCCCCAAAGACCAUGGCGGCGCCGGUUCACUUCCGGCCCGGCCGCGCCCCCUGACCUGGAUGUGGUUCCUCCCCCUUCCCUUCACGCGGAGCGCUGCGCAGGCUGUUGCCGGGGCUGAGCGGUCGCCAUGAAACCUAUACUGUUGCAAGGUCAUGAGAGGUCCAUUACUCAAAUCAAAUAUAACCGUGAAGGAGACCUACUCUUUACAGUAGCCAAAGAUCCUAUUGUCAAUGUCUGGUACUCAAUCAAUGGAGAGAGGCUUGGCACUUACAAUGGCCAUACUGGAGCUGUCUGGUGUGUGGAUGCAGAUUGGGACACAAGACAUGUGCUUACUGGCUCUGCAGAUAACUCCUGCCGGCUCUGGGACUGUGAAACAGGAAAGCAGCUUGCGCUGGUGAAGACUAACUCAGCUGUGCGAACCUGCGGCUUUGACUUUGGAGGAAACAUCAUCAUGUUCUCCACAGAUAAGCAGAUGGGGUAUCAGUGUUUUGUUAGCUUCUUUGACCUUCGUGACCCCAGCCAGAUUGAAAGCGACGAGCCUUAUAUGAAAAUCCCAUGCAAUGAGUCUAAAAUCACUAGUGCUGUGUGGGGCCCCCUGGGUGAAUUCAUCAUCGCGGGACACGAGAAUGGAGAGCUGAACCAGUUCAGUGCCAAGUCAGGGGAGCUCCUUGUGAAUGUCAAGGAGCACACCAAGCAGAUCAAUGACAUCCAGACCUCCAGGGACAUGACCAUGUUUAUCACCGCCUCCAAGGACAACUCAGCCAAGCUGUUUGACUCCACGACUCUCGAGCAUCAGAAGUCGUUCCGGACCGAGCGGCCUGUCAACUCUGCAGCUCUUUCCCCCAUCUUUGAUCACGUAGUAUUGGGUGGUGGACAAGAAGCCAUGGAUGUGACCACAACCUCUACCAGGAUUGGCAAAUUCGAGGCAAGGUUCUUCCACCUGGGUGUUGAAGAAGAGUUUGGGAGAAUCAAGGGUCAUUUUGGUCCAAUAAACAGUGUUGCUUUCCAUCCUGAUGGAAAGAGUUACAGCAGUGGCGGUGAAGAUGGUUACGUUCGCAUCCAUUACUUUGACCCGCAGUACUUUGAGUUCGAAUUUGAAGCUUGAAGCAGCUCCUGUUUCUUCCCCCACCCUCUUUAUUUUAUUUUAUUUUUUCCUCCCACUUUCACUUUUUUUUUUUUUUUUAGCCCCCCAUUGGCUCCUCUCUUGGAGUUUUGUCUGGACUUAAAGUUAGUCUGUUCCAAUGGGUGGCAGCAUAGAGCUCUUGGGAGUGGGUGCUGAGGGUGUGAGCCUAAAAGAGAAACCAACCUGGAAUGGUCGGAUCAGCUGCUUUGUCUGAGUGGUGUGAGACCAGAGGGAAGAAUGGGCCAGCUUGCUCCCUGCUGCUGUGGACACUAACUUCCUGCCCUGCUGGAGAUAUUUAUAAGUCUGGGAAAAUAAACUCAAAAGGAAAUGGUAAAUAUAAAUCUUUUUUAUAA
This is a messenger RNA of Mauremys reevesii (Reeves's turtle), 1478 nucleotides long. It is a transcript of the gene EIF3I, whose product is annotated as eukaryotic translation initiation factor 3 subunit I. Lineage: Eukaryota; Metazoa; Chordata; Testudines; Geoemydidae. The transcript has 11 exons. The record is from RefSeq and is a predicted model, not a curated record. Bases 130 to 1107 code for a protein of 325 amino acids. Gene Ontology annotation, molecular function: protein binding; RNA binding; translation initiation factor activity. Gene Ontology annotation, biological process: cytoplasmic translational initiation. Gene Ontology annotation, cellular component: cytoplasm; eukaryotic translation initiation factor 3 complex, eIF3m.